AUGAGAAGAGAAAAUUUAUCAUAUAUUGGAUCUAUUUUUUCUGACGAGCAAGCUGUAAAUUAAUAAUUUCCAAUAUUAGAAAAGGGCAGAGAUUUACUAUAAACUGCAAUUUAAUGGAAAAUAUCUAAAGACUACUAAUCUUUGAUAUAAAUUAAUUUUAUUUUCAAAGUAAUUGAUAUUGAGAUUUAAGAGUUUAAAGAUAAUAAAACUUAAACUGAAUAAUAUUGUGCAUGCAGCUAGAUGACUUAGAGGUUUUUACAAUAAUUCAAUACUUUUAAAUCAUAAUUAUUAAUUGAUGAAAAUACGAAAUGCGUAGAUAAAAUAAGCGUGAAUAUAAAAAAGGAAGAAAACCCGUCAUUAGAAAUUCAUAUUCCAUGUAUAAAUAAAUUUUUAGUGAGUAUUGAUGGAUUAUUACUGUCUUUAACAAAUUUAAAAUUUGAUAUUGAGGCAGAUUAUUAAUGGUCUGAUUUUAAUUUUUAAGAGAUACUAGUAUAGGCAUAAUCUUUGGAAAUAAAUGAUAUAUACUCCUACUUUCCUCUUUCCAAUUAUAAAUAUCCUAUGCUCAAAAGAAUUUUAAUCAAUCCUGAACCUUCUCAAUAAAAUAUAAGUAAGUAACUUGCCUAAGGUAAAGAUGAUUUAGUCUUUUAAUAAAAAUUAUAAGAAAGUUUCUCUGAAUUUCUAUCUUGCAUAAAUUUAAAAUAAAUUAAUUUUAUCUUAAUUGAUGGUUGUUAAUACCCUGAAUUAAUUAAAACAUUAUUAAAUACUUUAUUCAACACAGAUAAAUCAAACAUUAAAAGAUUGGAAUUUGAUUUGAAUAUUGAUUCUUAACAAUUUCAUGUUAUCUUUAGUUUGAGUAACUUACAUAAAAUUUAUCCGUCCUGCUAAAUAUCUGUAAAUUAUAUAAUCGACUUCUCUCCUCUUUUAAACUCUAAGAAAACAAUCUAUGAACCACUUGAUAAACAGAGUUAAGAUAAAUAAAAUAAUUAAUAAGAUAGAACUGACAUUAACUAAAUCUAAUCAGUUAGUGAUUUUCCUUAUUUGUUUAAGGAAAUAUAUAAAAAUUUUGAGAAUAUUUGCAUAAAGUUGGUCUUCAAAAAUUUAAAAUCUCUAGAUUAGCUAGAGUUAUUUGAUAGAAUAAAAAGUAAUCAUGAACAUAUUUUGGAUUACUAAAAUUAAAAUUUAAAUAAAUUAUUCAGUAAUAUGAAAGUUAAUAAUAAAAUUAACUAAAACAAUAAAAUUUUUGCAUAAUUAACUAGCUUAAUCCAUAAAAAAAUUACUGAGAUGCACUAGUAAGAGGAUUCUAUAGAUUUAGCUUCAACUAUUGAUUAAAAUUAUGUAAAAGAAUAAAGUGGAAGUAAAAUAGGCUCGCUUAUGAAAAAUUUAGGUCCACCGCUUCUAUCCUUGUUUGGAGUAACAUAACCUGCUAUAGUUAUAUCAACAAUCACUCAUUUUAUGAUAAAUAAAUAACGAAAUCUUGCUCAAAAAAACCAAGAAAAUAGCUAAAAAGAAGAAUUCUUUCAAUAAUUAUUCCCAUCUGAACCUUUAUCUCUAUUUAAAACAAAACAGAACUUUCGUUGCUAAACAAAUGAUUCCAACAAUAAUUAAAAUGCACUUUAAAGCAAAUAAAUAGUUUAGUAAUAAACUAAUCAAACCAAUUAAAUAUUAUCUAAAUACUUUUUACCUUAUUAAACUAAUGAAAUUAUCACAUUAGAGCUAAUUUUAGAAAAUACUGUUUUUGGAAGUAAUUAUAUAGAGCUUUUUGAUUUUAUUUCAAAAUGUAAUAAUCUGAAGAAAUUUACUUUACUGAAUUUCUGUCUUUAAGAUAACUUUGGAUCUUAAUAAAAUAUAUCUCAACAAGUAUCCUAGAGACAAAAAACUGAUACAUAACAGGCUAUGCAUGUAUACUCCUCAGUUUUUUCUUUAUAACCAAGGAAAUCUGUUGAAAAAGUAAUAUCAGAAUUCGUUUAAUCACUAAGAAAGAUCUCUCUUGUAACAUUUAAAUUUUCUACCAACUCAUUUUUUAGCUAAUAAAUAGCAUUCAGAUUUCUAUAAACUUAAGAAAAUAUUGUUCACUUCUAUCUCAAAGAUUUUAGUUCAAAUGUGUCGAUUUCUUCACUACAAAAUAUUUAAAGUAAUAAUAAUAUUUUAAGCUAAGAUUUCUCAGAAGAAAAACAGCUGCUAUAGGAGCAAAUAUUCAAUUCAUUUUAUUAAACUAUUACUCUUAACAAGUAUCUACUUUCUUAUCAUUUUAAAAAUGGGGAUGCAAAUUGCAUUCUAUAAAACAAAGGAUUUCAACAAAUAAUUAAUUUUUACUUUCUUUUAAAAAAGAUUGUUAUAUAUUAAAUCUAUGCUUCAAAGCAACUGCUGCAUUCGGAAAUAAUUAAAAGAAAAGAAAUAUUUAAUCGCUUAAUAAUUAAAUUCUAUUUAAACAUUUAAUCAUAACUUAACCAAAAAAUAUUAUAAAUUUAUAACACAUUUUGA
Molecule: messenger RNA, 2481 nt
Organism: Tetrahymena thermophila SB210
Lineage: Eukaryota; Ciliophora; Oligohymenophorea; Hymenostomatida; Tetrahymenidae
Exons: 1
Source: RefSeq, a predicted model, not a curated record